Diabrotica balteata is the source of this 4669-nucleotide messenger RNA. The record is from the annotation of a GenBank genome assembly. Lineage: Eukaryota; Metazoa; Arthropoda; Insecta; Coleoptera; Chrysomelidae.
GUCCAGUUGCAGCCGAAUAGUACUACCUCGUAAUGCAAUGACUGCCGGCAAACUUCUAUUGAUAUCUGCAUCUCUAUUGAGUGUAUUCAAUGUUACUGCAUUAGGCUCAAUUUGCCAAUGUAAUGACCAAUAUGGUUCCAUUUAUACGUCAAUACCACUAAAAACACAAUAUAAAAAUUUACAGGACUAUUCCGUCUCAUUAUCUGGAAAUUCUGGUUUUGGUCUAUCAGAGUAUGCAACUCAACAAACUUCCGAAAAAGGAUACGACACACUCCAACUCUACAAAUCUGAAAACAAUAAAGAAGAUUCUUAUAAAAAGCAGCUUAAAUUAAGUCAGCCACAGUAUAAAAAACUAUUAGAAGUAAAAGAGAAUAACAAGCAAUCAUACUCACAACCGAUGUACUCGUUUCAACCAACAUAUAUGAAAUACAAGUUGGAAGAUGUGUUUGGUAAAUCAGAGAGUCUUCAGUAUAAAAAAUCUCAAGAAAAACCCCAAAUACAAUACGCCAAAUAUGAUGAAGGUUCAGAUUUUUUUAAAAUUGGAAACAAAGAACUGGAGGAUUUACUGAAGGACGACAAAAAGAAUGAUUAUAAAGUAAAGGAUGAUGCAGGAGAAUACAAGGCUGAAGUAGAAAAAAAUAAAUACUUAAUAAGCAGUCCUAUUUAUUUCGAUAAAAAAAUUACCCCUAAAGACGAUAACAAACCAGAGCAAGAUAAAUAUAUUCCAAGGAAAACUUAUGGAAAAGAAAAUGAAGAUGAAGGCUAUUCAGAUAACGGUGAAGGUUAUAAGGAUCACCAUCAUGAUAAAAAUAUCUACUACAAAUUUGAAUACGCUGUAGACGAUAAAAAAACCCACGACAUAAAACAUCAAAAAGAAGAAAGAAAGGGCGACAAAGUAGAAGGAGUGUACUCUUUGGUAGAAGACGGAGGAAACGUUAGGACUGUAAAGUAUGUAGCAGACUGGAAAAACGGGUUCCGCGCAGAGGUAUCAAAUUCAAAGAAACCUAGAGUUUAUUAGAAGCAAUUGUUUGUUUUAAGUUUGUUAAAGUUUAAAUUUAUUUUUAAAUUUUAAGUUCUAUAUUAGUACACAAAAUGUGUACAUUUUAUUUUAAUUUAUUUUUUUUAAUUGUUUUCUAUUUGUUUGUCUACUACUACUACUUGUUGGUUUAUAAAGUUCUUCGCCGUUUUCCGACUUGAAAUCGUCAAUUAGUCCGGUUGUUCUGUUAUUUAUUCCAUCGCUCCAACUUUUUCUCAGUCUACCUCGUUUUCUCUUUUCUUCUGGUUGCUAUCUUAAUACUUCUUUUGGUACUUAUUCGUUGUUUAUCAAUUAUUUGUAUGCGUCCGAACCAGAUAAGUUAUUUUGUUGUUAGGUCAUCUGUGACUGUUCGUUUGAUUACCAUUAUUUCUCUAAUGCGUUCGUUGGUAAUCCAUUUCCAUCGCUUUUAGCGUUGCCAGUGUUGUUUUUUUCAGUGGCCAUACCUCACAACUGUAUAAAGUGAUACUUUUUACUAUAGUCUUAUAUAUCCUCUUUUUAUUUUCUUUGCUGAUGGAUUGGUCCCAUAAAAUGCUGUUUAACAUUGUGAUGGCUUUUCUCCCUAACCUAUUUUCCUCUCUUAUGGCCUUGUCUAAUGAUCCAUCUUGUGAAAUAGUGAUACCUAGAUAUUUGUAGUCACAGCAGUGCCUUGUCGUGGUGUUAUCGUCUAAUACGAAAUCUUUUUGUUCUACUGCAAUGCACAGGUAUUCGGUUUUCUUGUUAUUUAUUUCUAGACUCCAUAUAUCAUAUUCUUCAAUUAAUUUUCGUGCCACAUAGUUUAAAUCGUCAUUAUCUUAAGCCAAUAUUACUUGAUCGUUCCUGCUUGUUCUUCUGCUUCAUAAUCUAAGUAUUCUCUCGCGAUUCGGUUCUUUAAAACCUUUACAUAUAUUCGACUUAUAGAUCCGCUUACAGCUAUUCCUCGGUAAUUUUCACAAUUAUUUUUAUCACUUUUUUUAUGUAUAGUAAUAAGGUAUGAUAUCUUCCAUUUCGUAGGAGUACAAUUUGUUCGUUUUGUACUUAAAAAAUUCUGCGGGUUUAUCUCCUGGUCCGGGUGCUUUGUCUUCAGCUGUUUACAUACAUUUUUAAUUUCCUCUGUUGUUAAUCUUAUUGGCAAGCCGACUAUAGAAAUUCUAUCUUGGUUUUGAUUUCUAUAUUCUUGAAAUUCGACUCUAUUUUCUACCAAAAGUUCUUUGAAAUACUCUUCCCAGUCUUCGGGUUUUAUGCUCUGCAUUACUUCUUCAUUCUUUUCUUUUCCCAAUUUUUCUAUCAGUUUUCAGCUUUCUGUGCUUUUGGUUCCUUCUAGAUGAGUAUUUAUUCAUUGACAGUUCCUUUCCCAAGACUCGUUCUUCUUCUUAGAGAUUUUCUUUUGUAUUUCUGCUUGUUUUUCUUUAUAUUUUAUUAUGUCUUGUAACGAUUUUGAGCUUAAAUAUUGUUGGUAUAGUUGUCUUUUACAUUUUAUUUUUUCCUCUAUUUCGUUAUCCCACCAGUAUGGUUUGUUUACCUUGGAUUUUAUGUAGUGUCCCAUCGCUUUAAAUGCUGCUUCGUUUUAACAGUUUUUUAUAUGUUCAUAUCACUUCUUAUAGGUAGCUUCUCAUCCAAUCUAUUUUUGAAUAAGUCUUGGGCACUUUAUUCAUCUAGGCUUCUGAUGUUGUAUCUUCGUUCGAUUAUCUUUUCUGUCUGUAUGUUUAUGUCUAUAUGUGUUUCCCUUUGUUGUCUUUGGAUUGGGAAGUUUAUUUUUGAACGUAAUAAAUAGUGAUCGCUACCGCAUGUUGCGCUUCUCUGAACUCUUACAUUACUCUCAGUCGGGUUUUUUGUUUUGUUAUAAUAUAAUCGAUUAUUGAUUUUAUGUUUCGUGUUCCCUAAAUCCAUGUAUAGCUGUGUAUCAGUUUAUGUGGAAAGUAUCCAUUUAAGAUUCUGAGUUGAUUCUGGUUGCAUAAAUCUAUGAAUCUUUCACUAUUGUUGUUCCUGGCGUCUUUUCCCUAUUUUCCUACUAUACUGUUAAUCAUCAUCAGUUGACGCUACAGCCCUUCGUGAGCCUUGGCCUGCUUCAAAACAUUCUUCCAUCCUUCCCUAUCGAGUGUCUGCCUUCUCCAGCCCCUCACUCCAAUCUCCCUCAGAUCUUCCUGUACAUCGUCCAGAUAUCUGAGUUUAGGUCGCCCCCUUCUUCUUCUUUCGACCGGUCUGUUUAGCAUAGUUAUUUAGUGGGAUCACUCUCAUCCAUCCGCAUAACGUGGCCCACCCACCUUAGGCGGUUUAUUUUGAUGGUCUUCACAAUAUCUGCAUCACCAAAAAGUCUAUAGAGUUCAAAGUUACAUCGCCUUCUCCACAGACCCUGUUCGUUUACUCCGCCAUAUAUGGUCCUUAAUACUUUUCUUUCAAAGACUCGUAGUAACUCUUCAUCUCGGGUCGUCAUUGCCCAUGUUUCCGAUCCGUAUGUGAGCACUGAGCGUAUUAUUGUUUUAUAAAGUUUGCACUUUGUUGCUAUUCUCUAUUGACAUACUUCUCGCUCUUAGUUGAGGGCCCAAGCCAAAAUACCAGCGGUAGCCACGCAUAUUCUUUUUUUUUUGUCUCUUUGGAUGUGUUAUUUUUGUAGUCUACCAGUGAUCCUAAGUAGCAGAAUUCUCCUACCUUUUCUAUCGUUUCGUGUUGUACCUCUAAGUUAUUUUGUUGAAUUCUUGAUAUGGCCGGCAUAUAUUUAGUUUUCUGGAUGUUAAUCAAAAGUCCGAUGUUUUCUGCGGCAUUUUUGAUACGUGUGAAAGCCUCCACUGCUUCAUUUUGGGUUCUUCCAAUUAUGAUGAUAUCAUCAGCGUAUGCCAUUACUUGUAUACUACGGGUAUAUAUCGUACCUUUUAAGUUUAUUCCCGAAUCUCUCAUAACUUUUUCUAACGCUAGGUUGAACAGCGUGCAUGAUAGCGCAUCUCCCUGGCGCAGUCCUCUGUUGGUUUUAAAUGGUUUUGAAACAUCUUGUACGCGCACUUUACAUUCGACUUUCAUCAUUGUCGUUUAAUUAAUUCUACCAAACCUUUUGGUAUUCCUAAUUCGAUCAUCGCCGAAUAUAAUUGGGGCCUGUCAAUUGUAUCGUACGCUGCCUUAAAGUCUACGAAGAUGUAAUGGCAGUCCAUGUCGUACUCCGUCGUUUUUUCCAAUAUUUGUCUGAUGGAUGAUAUGUGAUCAAUGGUAGAUUUGUUUUUCAAGAGACCUCUUUGGUAGGAUCCUAUUAUAUUGUCAGUAUACCGUGCCAGUCGUUCGUUAAGUAUCAGGGACACAAUUUUGGAUGCUGUCUACUGUUAAUAUCCCCCAUUAAUAUUAUUUUUCGCCAUUGACUUAUAUUUGAUAUUUCUUCGUGAAGCUGUUUAAAAAAUGCGUCUUUUACGAUGGCUAGUGCGUCGUUAUUUAUUGCGUAUACACCCAUAAUUGUUAGUUUAUAUCCGUAAGACACAUAUUUACGUUAAUUAAUUAAAAUUUGUUUGUUUGUACAUUUAUUUAAGUUUUCAUCUAAAUACUAUAAAAAACUAUGAAAAUAUGUGAAAAAUGUAUAGUGUAAAAAUUUCAAAAUGUAUUAACUUUUGUAGAUGGUAGAUUUUUGUUAUUUACAUGUUUAAUAUAUAUUAUAUCGUUAAUAAAAUGUUAUAAUCA